Knipowitschia caucasica is the source of this 3999-nucleotide messenger RNA. The record is from the annotation of a GenBank genome assembly. Lineage: Eukaryota; Metazoa; Chordata; Actinopteri; Gobiiformes; Gobiidae.
AUGGCGGCUCUUUUGGAAUCAGUCCUCCUUCACAAAGUGGACAUAAACGUGGUCUUGGAUUGGCUUAGAAACAGCGAGGAUGGAGACAAACUGCCUAUUACCUACAAUGAUGUUGUUAUCCACCGACAAGAAUUUAUUCCUGUUCUAUUGAACUUUCUGAGAGAUCAAACCAGCCAAGCCCUUACCCACGGUCCAGCUACUCCUGCCAAAACUCCCAGCCGCCCCAGACCUCCAGCACAGUCUCAUAAGAGCUUCACAGAGCGAAGAAGUGCCAAGUCUUCAGGUGGUGGUAGUGGUUCCAGAAAUGCCAGUCGUGUCCAGUUGUUUUCCCCUGCUCCCUCUGUAUCUCCAGGGGAGGAAUCUGAACCUACAAGACAGUCUCACUGUUUGAGUGGUGUCAGUGCCUUCAGUAGUCCCUCUUUCACUGCAGGAUGGAGUCCAGCCUCAAGGCCUUCGCGUUCUGAUCGCCGCCACGCUCAGAGAAUGAGUUUGGCAGAUUUUAUGGUUUCGCCCACUGACCAUCAACAAAGUUCUAAUUUAGAGUCACAAAAAGCGAGGAGGAGAAGUGGUGGCGUAGCAACAGGGGGACAAGGCCGACAUGGACGAGGAGUAGGUGGAGGACAAAGCGAUGACACUGGGAGAUGGGACAAUGGAGGACGGAGGUGUGGAAGAGGAGGGGGAGGAACAGGGAGCCAUGCAAAGACUCAUGAGUCACCUCCAACUGUGGAGAAACUGAACUUCAAUAAUUUGGAUGAUUUUCCUCCAGUUGGGUCAUCGCCAAUUUCACCUGCUUUAACAAAACCUUCCAGAAGGAUAAACCCAACUCCAGUGAGUGCCGAGCGCUCUCACUCGAAACCAAAGACGUGUUUCACUUCAACACCUUAUAGUCAAACCUGUAGUCCGCCAAUGGAGGAUCCGGAGAGGUCUGUGGCAGCAAGCAGUCCACUGAGCCUUCAGGAGGAGAGGGAGCUACUGAAGAGGGAGAAGACAAAACGUGCCCAACUUGUCUCUACACCUCUGCCGUUGGAUCCCAUCACCCCAACAAAAUCUGGAGUGAAGUUUGAGUCUGGGUCCAAAAUAACUCCAGAGCUGCAAACACCUAGUCCAGAACCGUCCAAAGUCACAUACUGCACUCAACUGGACUACUUAGCUGAGCUGUACUGUACCUGCAUGUCUGAAAACUUGGUUCCAAACAUUUUCCUGGAGCUGUUUUUUGUGGUGCAGUUGUUGACGUCUCGUUCAGCUCACAAUCACGAUAAUGACCAACAGGAUAGCUUGUGUGGAAUGAAUAGAGAUGCGUUGGAAAGAUGUUACCUGAAACAAGUCCACAAUUGUGUGUAUUUUGCUGUUAAAGUAUUGGAAAAUCAAUUCAACUUGGUUGUGCACUUGGACAAAUGCACAUUGCGUUUGUUAGCAGAAAAUGAAAGGAUUGCAUCUUUCUCUCCGGACCUCAGGGACAGACUCGCCCAGGCUCAGGACAAAAGUACAGCCAAGCUUUCUCCAUCCGUGUCUACUUUCAUCCACUCAGUCCCAUUUGAACCUGCAACUGAUAAUCGCUCAAACUUUGGCAGUGACAAAGCAUUUCAUAUAUUCAAAAAACAGAGAGAUAUCUUUUAUGAAAUCCUUAGAGAAUGGGAAGACUUUCACAAUGAACCUGGCUGGAGCUUUGAAGCUGCUCUGGGGAAUCGUAUCAGGGGAAUGAUGAAUCAGAUGAACUCUGCAGGGAACCACUCACACUUUUCCCGACUUUUCCUCAAGCAACUUAUUCAGAUGUGUAAAGGGCCACGUGGUAACAGCUCUCCCGGCGAUACCCCUGAUGCAGACCUGCUGGGCAAGCUGGGAGCAGACAGCCUCGGGAGACUGAAGCGGCUGGAGGAGCGCCUCAUUCAGCCUCAAACAGUGAGCGGGCCCUGUCCCCCUCCCUCUUUCCCAGGAAACCAGGAAUUCUUCAGGGAUUUUCUGCAAACAGCCAGCUGCUGUCAGCUUAACCAGCAUCUUCAGGACAGCUUGUGCCAGCAGCUGCUGCAGUUAGACGAAGUGUCGAUUCUGAGUCCCCAAGUGUCAAGUGGAGUGGAAGGAGAAGAAGAGGAGGAGGAUGGAGACAUGGAUCAACAGGAUGAGAAGCAGCGGUUCAGAUCGGUGUUGCUCCUCUCUCGUCUUCUUGCUAAAUUUCUGGGAUUCAUUGCUUUUUUGCCCUAUCAAAUGCCUGACAAGCCGUCCAGAGACCUACAGGAGACCUCAAUAGCACUGCGCAGCAAGAGUGUCCCAGCCCUGGAUGUGUGUGCUUUACUCAAGAACAGUAUAAGGCGAAGGCGCACCAUUCUCACUGUGCCGUGGCUGGUGGAGUUUCUGUCCAUGCUAGACUAUGUGGGACCCCUUCUUCUUUGCUUCAGGACAGUUCUGGGCACAUUACUUCUUUUAUACAGGAGAAUGCUUCUUGGAAAAGGUGGUGAAGUUUGCGACUUGAACAAGCUGCUGUUGGUGUCUGUAUUGGGGUGGCUUUUCCAGAUCCCUGCUAUCCCAGAAGACAUUUUCUUUACUAAUGACUUUACUGGGGUAGCUCAUUUGGAAAACGGCUCCCCAGGUGCAGUAGGGCUGGACUGUAUUCCACUGGUGGACCAUACGCUGCUCUAUACAUGUUGUCCAUUCCUUGGGGAAUUUCGUAAACUCCUGGCUGCCUUUGUUUCCGGAAGCACAGCCAAAAGCGGAGGAAUCAUCCGUAAAAUCACACCAACUUCAGCAGAACCUCGCAACACAGCAUCUGCCAACAGGUCCCAACAGAAGCUACAGCUGGAUCUUGAACAAGCAUUCUUUCACAACCAGCCUCCAUCUCUGCGUCGCACUGUGGAGUUUGUUGCUGAGAGGGUUGGAUCCAAUGCAGUAAAGCAUAUGAAGGCAACGCUGGUGAUGGAGCUGGUGGAGAAGGGGGAGAAGAUGCUCAAAGACAGACUAAAGUCUCCUAACUCGAGUGCGUCGAAGCUGAACGACUCCAUCUGCGCUCAGCUGUGUGAAGCAGGUCUGGAGGCUUUGGAUAGAGCCACCAGAUUUUGCUCUGAGAAAAGUCCUGAACCCAUAAGAAUGCUUUUGCCAGAGGAGACUUCUCCAGCGGUCUUUGCCACUGCUGAGAGCAUCACCAAACGCCUGGCGACAGAGAAGGCCUGCAGCUGGCUGGCGGCCAACAUCACAGCUCUCAUACGGCGAGAGUGGAAGAGUAGAUAUGACCGUGUGGUGAAAGCCUUCAGUCUUGAAGGAGGGGAAGAAUCGGCUGCAGAUGAACUGGCGAUUCAAGCAAAAGCAACGACUCCUAAAAGAAAACAAGUGAAUGAACGAGUGACCAGCUGUCCUCCUCACUGCACCCACCAUGUCCCGCUGCCGUCAGACGUCAUGGUGGAGAUAAAGGAGUGGUUGAGUAUCGCUGUGGGCCCCAGGACUGACGCGGAGCUGCCAACUGUGCUUCAGCUUCUGACUCUUCUAAAUAAAGUUGGAGAGACCCUUGGAUGCAAAAAGUUCUCCACAUGGAUGUCUGAGCAGAUGUUGCUGAACUCCACCGUCCUCUUGGCCUGCAAAUUGGUGUCCUCUGAGCUGCCGGUGCUGCCUGCCCCUCUGGAGCCUGUGCCGGGUGCUGGUUCGGGGUCAGAGCCUUCUGUCAAGACCCUGUUGGAGCGUUUUGGUGAACUGUGGGAGGGGGACGUGUGCUCCUCUGCCCCCCUCCACCUGCUCUUCUCUCCCCUCACUGUCAGUGCUGUGCUCCAGGCCACUGACACACAGUGGAACAACUACCUUUUUCUGGUCCAAAAUCUUGUUGACCGUGGAAUUUUGAGUCAAGAGGCGGUGCUUUCUCACUGGAAGAAAUUAACAAAAAUUUCUUUGCCCACUGAGCUGAUGGUGAAAUUUCAGCUACAUUCUCAAAAUGUGAAGCCAUCCUCAGAGCUCACAGAGAUGCUGAGCCACAUGGACAUUCUGCAGGUCUCUCACCAGACAGUAGAGGGUGCUACAUGA